Messenger RNA from Thyridium curvatum, 945 nucleotides. RefSeq lists its product as uncharacterized. Lineage: Eukaryota; Fungi; Ascomycota; Sordariomycetes; Thyridiales; Thyridiaceae. The coding region runs from base 1 to 945 and encodes 314 amino acids. The transcript has 2 exons. The record is from RefSeq and is a predicted model, not a curated record.
AUGCCUUCCUCCAACCAUUCCCUGUCCGUGUCGAGCUUCCGGGACAGCCUGCCCGUGUACUCGGCGAGCCACUCGCCGCACACGCAGCUCGGCUCCUUCGGCAUCCCGGACCGCCAGAUCCUGCCCGACUUUGCGCUCAUCUACGACGGCAACUACGUGCCCAUCCCGACGGGCUUCCGCGAGGACGGCGCCGUCGACGACGAGGGCCUCCGCAUGUACGAGUACGUGCCGGCCACGCCCGACUGCCGGCAGGAGUACGACCUCAUCUACAUGCUGGGCUACUGCCGCCUGCCCGGCGAGUUCCAGGAGACGAUUCAGCGUCUCCGAGCGAGCCGUCAUCAUCUGGUCCCUCGUGCUGCUCUACCUCGCCCUCGGCACGGCGUACACGGCGGUCCGCUGCGGGCCGCGGACGGCGCCCGUGCCGGUCGCCAGGGCCCCGCGGUGCCUGGCCGGCCGGCUCAUGCGCGCGUACACGCAGAGCAGGUGGCACCCGCUCGUGCUGCUCUGGUCGCUGGUCCUGCUGCUCUUCGGCCUGCCGCUCUGUCUGUACGCGGCCGCCUGGUGGGCGCUCGGCGCGUCGGUGGUGCGGUGCUGGCGGCGCUUCGGCGGGGGCAAGCCGCGCGACGUGUGGGACGCGUACAGGAGGGCCGUGCUGUGGACGGCGCCGACGGGGUCCGCGGCGAAUAUGCUGGUGGGCCAGCUGCGGGUGCGGGACUGGAAGGACGGGAUUGGGCACGGGAAUGGAAACGGGAACGGGAACGGGAAUGCGAAUGGGGCCGGCGUCGGGCUGCAGAACCUACCGCCGGCUCAGGGCCAUCCGCAGCAGCCGCAGCAGCAGGGUCAGACGGCCAUGGCUACUGCUUCUGGCAGUCAGGCCGGGGUAUCUGCCGCCGGGUCGGGAAGGAGGCCGAGCGCCGAGAACCCGUUUGCGGAUCCGGAUGCUGA